Messenger RNA from Oppiella nova, 490 nucleotides. NCBI's taxonomy places the organism in Eukaryota, Metazoa, Arthropoda, Arachnida, Sarcoptiformes, Oppiidae. The record is from the annotation of a GenBank genome assembly.
AUGUUUGGCUUCCCAUCGGCCCCACCAUUCCUAAGGACCAGUUCGACAGCGCCUAAUAAUGUGAACACAAUGGCCGCGGCAGCUAUUGCUGGCUAUAGCCUGGGCUUCGAUGGCACCAUCGGUUGCCUCAUAUCUGAUCCCAAUUUAGAGGAUUACCAUAAAAUAGAGAUCGAAGUCAUAGGACCGACAAAUGCAGACAAUAACCAAACGUUUAAAGUAAACACCACUCGAUUGAGUCCAUCAUCAGGAAGUCGUGCCGUUACUAGUUAUGCAACGUUUGCCGCAUUUCUUAGCAAUGCCAAACACAAAGGAAAGGGAUUUCAUCUUUGCUGAGAAGACCGAGAAUUAUAUCUUUAAAGAAAAUUUAAUAAAACUAAAAAACAAAUCAAUUAUUAAAUAAUGAAAAUUAUAUUUUUUAUACUCCUUUCAGAGAUAAAAAUUAAUUCUCGAUUGUGUUGUAUUUAGUAAUAAAUUGUGUGAAUUAUAUGAG